Messenger RNA from Etheostoma cragini (Arkansas darter), 1476 nucleotides. It is a transcript of the gene wnt7ba, whose product is annotated as wingless-type MMTV integration site family, member 7Ba. The record is from RefSeq and is a predicted model, not a curated record. Gene Ontology annotation, cellular component: extracellular region. NCBI's taxonomy places the organism in Eukaryota, Metazoa, Chordata, Actinopteri, Perciformes, Percidae. The coding region runs from base 404 to 1465 and encodes 353 amino acids. Gene Ontology annotation, biological process: canonical Wnt signaling pathway; positive regulation of JNK cascade; multicellular organism development. Gene Ontology annotation, molecular function: cytokine activity; frizzled binding. The transcript has 4 exons.
GGAGAGGCCACUGUCUCCCGCCCUUUCGAUGCCACGACAGUCCCACUUUUGGAGACGUGAGCAGCGCGUAUCUGACAUCCGGAACCCCAUCUGCCCCCACCCUUUCGCUCCUUCCACCCCCCCCCCACCCCCCCACCAUUCAGUCCUCUAGCGGUCCAGGUGGCAGAGCGCACUUCGACCGUGGGAUGCAGCCUCUCAUCUCCAACACAUGGACAGCGGAACUUGGAGCUGCCGCAGCGCGCCCCGGCUCCACUAGCUGAAGACGCCACCUCUCAACGGCGGAAAGAAGAAACGACGCUUCCGCGCUUAACGCUUUGGACUUCAGAUAAAAGGAUAUACGUCUUCCCACUUCUCGUUUUUCUUAUAUUUUCUAACCACAGGAGAGCAUAAACAGUUGUGUUCAAUGCGCAACCAUGCUCAUCAUCUCGUCCCGCAGCGCGCUGCUGUCCGUCUACUACCCACAGAUCUUCCUCAUCCUCACCAGCGGGCUCUGUCCUCUGUGGUAGCUCUAGGUGCAAACAUCAUCUGCAACAAGAUACCGGGACUGGCCCCCCGUCAGAGAGCCCUCUGUCAGAGUCGCCCUGACGCCAUCAUUGUCAUUGGCGAAGGCGCACAGCUGGGCAUCAAUGAGUGUCAGUACCAGUUCCGCUACGGCCGGUGGAACUGCUCCGCCCUGGGGGAGAGGACCGUCUUUGGACAAGAGCUGAGAGUAGGCAGCAAGGAGGCAGCAUUCACUUAUGCCAUCACUGCAGCUGGAGUAGCCCACGCAGUGACCACAGCUUGUAGCCAAGGCAACCUCAGCCAGUGCGGCUGUGAUCGAGAGAAACAGGGCUACCAUGACGAAGAGGAGGGCUGGAAGUGGGGAGGCUGCUCCGCCGAUGUUAAGUACGGUGUGGAGUUCUCGCGGCGCUUUGUAGACGCCCGUGAGAUCAAGAAAAACGCCCGCCGGCUGAUGAACCUGCACAACAAUGAGGCGGGGCGAAAGAUCCUAGAGGAGAGGAUGAAGCUGGAGUGUAAGUGUCAUGGUGUGUCUGGUUCCUGCACCACUAAGACCUGCUGGAUCACCCUGCCAAAGUUCAGAGAGAUUGGUUACCUGCUGAAGGAACGCUACAGUGGAGCAGUUCAAGUAGAGCCGGUCCGGGCCUCGCGCCUCCGCCAGCCCUCCUUCCUACGACUCAAAGAGGCUCGGGGCUACCAGAAGCCCACGGACACAGACCUGGUGUACCUGGAGCGUUCGCCCAACUAUUGUGAGGAGGACACAGCCACAGGAAGCACAGGAACACGGGGAAGACUGUGCAACGGCACUUCGACCCACACGGACAGUUGCAAUUUGAUGUGCUGCGGCCGGGGUUACAACACACACCACUACACACGCAUUUGGCAGUGCAACUGUAAGUUCCACUGGUGCUGUUUUGUCAAAUGCAACACAUGCAGUGAGAAAUCCGAAGUUUUCACCUGCAAGUAGGGAAUGGGGAA